Wyeomyia smithii (pitcher-plant mosquito) is the source of this 1077-nucleotide messenger RNA. Its product is annotated as prismalin-14-like. The record is from RefSeq and is a predicted model, not a curated record. Bases 304 to 627 code for a protein of 107 amino acids. NCBI's taxonomy places the organism in Eukaryota, Metazoa, Arthropoda, Insecta, Diptera, Culicidae. The transcript has 3 exons.
ACCGGCGCACCUAUCAAGAGAAGCGAAGAAGCGCAUAUAUUGGAUCUUUGCUGUACCGGUCACAAUGUUAAGAACUAUCGGCUGACUCUAGGUGCUCACAAUGUGUUAUACCUACAUACUAUUAUCGAUGGGGCGUAGUUUUGUGGUGGUGACCAGCGGUUCUUGCCAUUCGGCUAUAUAAGUGCUCGGAAAACUUCUUAUCGGCAGUCAGUUCUCAAACGCUAGCUUGUUUGCUUGCUUAACGCAACCGAAGUCACUGUCGUGAUAGUAGUGCACCCCCCACGAGCUCAACCGGAAAAAAACAUGGCAUCCUUCAAAGCAACCCUGCUGUUAGCCGUAGUGGCUCUGCUUGCAAUCGUCCACGCCAUCCCUGCCCCGCAGCAGCCGGCGGCGCGGCAACCGAUCGUCCCACAGCCCUUAGGCGCAGCACCUCGCUCGCCGGAUGACCUGGAAGCUGGUUCCGAUGACGACGAUCUGAAGGGUGCCUCUUCGUACGGCUUCGGAUACUACGGUGGCUACCCAGGAUACGGAUACGGAUACGGUGGAUACCCAUACGGCUACGGCUACGGAUGGGGUCGUUAUCCUUACUACCGGUACGGAGGACUGUACGGAGGCUACUGGUAUUAGAAAGCCCAGCUGAAGUCACGCAUCCCAUCACCUGACGUGCCGUAUUUCAUAACUGCGCCAUACGUUUCCGGUUUCGUUGUCCAUUUCUUCCAUCCCAUACUUGACUCAGUACUCUCUUACUUACGUACCUACGCACACAGAAGAAUAAGGUGCCGCGAAGUGCUUUGUUCUAGGCUAAUGAUCCAAAGGUAAUGCAUGCUUGUAUCAUAUUGGAUGUAUUUUGUUCGAUAAUACCCCGCCACUUUCGCACGUUCGCGAUUCUGCUUUUUAUUUUUCAUCAGCUGAAAAAGAAAUUAAACUAAAGAAGUCGUGCGCAAAGGGAUUACCUUUCCGUUGUUAUAGUUUUUUGUUUGUUUUGCAUUCAAAAUGCUGCCAAGAUUACGAAAAAAUGACAAAAAAACUCUUGUAUAUAUGUGUAUCCUAUGUUUUCUAAUAAAAAAUGUUACCACA